GGCCUGGCAAGGAGGCAUUGUGAGUCAUAGCUGGCAGACGAGUGGGGCAAAGUGGUCCAGAAAUGGGGCCAGCCCUGAGACAGCAGCUUGGGCACCUCCAUCACAUCUUCCAGGACAGCAGGGCUCCAGACUCCCGCGCACCCCGUGCGGCCCACCCACGCUUCGCCCUGGAGGCCUUCGAGUGCCUGGCCGCGAGCCACGCGGGCCACCUGUGGGAGCAGCUGCGGCAGUUCUGGGCCGACCACUUCUCGCGCCGAUUCUCGCCGCGGAGGCCGCCGCUACGCCGCAUAGCAUCCAUGUCCACCUUCUACCUGCUGGACCACCGCACGCGCCAGGCCGAGCUGGGACUGAACUACGGCUGUCCGCGCACCCGACUGAACGACGAGGCCUUCGUGUUCCGCGGUGGUCGCUGGACGGCGGAGGGGCAGCACGCACGCCUGCGGUCGCCGCUGCCCACCGGCCCUGCCUGGAAGCCACCAGUACAGCCGAUCAAGAGCCAGGUGCUGCUGGAGGAGAACAACUACCUGAAGCUGCAGCAAGAACUGCUCAUGGACAUGCUGACCGAAACCACCGCGCGCCUGCACCUGCUGGAGAAGAAGGUGAACGCGGAUGUAGACCCCGUGGCCGCGGCGCACGCCUGGCAGAGGAAGAUGCGCAAGCACGAGGGCGCGGGUGUGCUUGUUAUCCAGCCACGCGCUCUGAAGUCGCGUGUGGUGACGCAAUAAAACCCAUGCAUAACGCCG
This is a messenger RNA of Phodopus roborovskii (desert hamster), 743 nucleotides long. It is a transcript of the gene Cby3, whose product is annotated as chibby family member 3. Lineage: Eukaryota; Metazoa; Chordata; Mammalia; Rodentia; Cricetidae. The transcript has 2 exons. The record is from RefSeq and is a predicted model, not a curated record. Bases 63 to 725 code for a protein of 220 amino acids.